Lathyrus oleraceus (garden pea) is the source of this 447-nucleotide messenger RNA. RefSeq lists its product as uncharacterized. The record is from RefSeq and is a predicted model, not a curated record. Lineage: Eukaryota; Viridiplantae; Streptophyta; Magnoliopsida; Fabales; Fabaceae. The coding region runs from base 1 to 447 and encodes 148 amino acids. The transcript has 2 exons.
AUGGGAGUUUCAGAUGGUGGUGGUGUUGGUUUUUCAGGUGGUGGAGUUGGUGGUUAUUCAUAUGGUGGUGUUGUUGGUUGUUCAGGUGGUGGUGUUGGUGGUUGUUCAGAUGGUGGUGGAAUGUUGGCUUCUGGUUCAGGUUGUUGUUGUGAGAUGAAAACACUACAGAUCAAUGCCUCAUCAAAUGCUACUAAAGGGGUGUCAUCAACUGCUACUGAAGGGGUGUCAACAACUCUUAAUGAUGAUCCAAUCAAUGACUCAAAUUUAGAUGCAAUGAUGGAAGAUAUGAUGGCGGAUUUUAAAGAUCAACCUUCUCAAGAUUCACAAUCUCAAGUGUGUAAUCCUACACCUGUUACUGAACAAGUUAAUCCCAAACAAAGCUCUCCAAGUAAGGUGAUGACACAAGCAAAAGCAGAGAAGACUAAACAAACUGAGAAGAAAAAAUAA